UACAACCCAGUGUUUAAGUACGAAACCUCCCCCUCCCCUCUCCUCUCCUCUCUUCUCCCAUGGCGAUGGUCUCCUCCUCCUCCUCAACGCCCCAAAACCCUUCCCCUCUACAAAAACCUAAUAGCCCCACCCCUCCCACGCCGCCGCUCCGCAUCCGCGCCCCAUCGAGGAAGCCCAAAUCCCCUCCGCACCCUCCGCCAUGGGCGGAGCGGAAGCUCGUCGGCUCCGUCGACUACGACGAGGGGCGCCGCCGAGUCUCCGGCGAGGUCGCCGGAGUGCGGAAGGACGGGAUCCCGGCCAGGCACCGGCUCCGGGUGGAGGGUAGUCGGUGGCAGAGAGAUUGGAAGGUGUCGGAGGUGGCGGAGCGCGUGCUAGGGCUCGAUCAUUGGGAGGACGUCGACGGCGUCCUCAAUUGCUGGGCCGGGCGAUUCGCCCGCCGCAACUUCCCUCUCCUCAUUCGGGAAAUAACAAAUGCAGGUUCUCUUGAACAUGCCGUUCACGUAUUUUGCUGGAUGAAGAAUCAGAAGAACUAUUGUGCACACACGGACAUGUACAAUAUGAUGAUAAGAUUGCACGCGAGACAUAAUCGGAUUGAUCAAGCACGUGGCUUAUUCUUCGAGAUGCAAGAGUGGAGAUGCAAACCCGAUGCAGAGACCUUUAAUGCUCUAAUACACACUCAUGCGCGAGCUGGUCAGUGGCGUUGGGCAACGAAUAUAAUGGAAGAUAUGCUUCGAGCUGCUAUACCUCCUAGCCGAACUACAUACAAUAACCUCAUAAAUGCAUGUGGGUCUUCUGGGAAUUGGAAAAAGGCUCUUGAAAUUAGCAAGAAAAUGACCGAAAACGGUGUGGGGCCUGAUUUGGUUACCCACAACAUCGUCUUGUCAGCUUUCAAGAAUGGGGCUCAAUACUCAAAAGCUCUGGCUUAUUUCGAACUGAUGAAAGAGACCAACAUUUCCCCUGAUAUUUUCACCCACAACAUUGUCAUCUAUUGCCUCGUAAAGCUUGGACAAUUUGGAACAGCCGUUGAUAUGUUCAAUUCAAUGAAAGAGAAAAGCUCAGAAUGUCGUCCUGAUAUAGUGACAUAUACCACUAUUAUGCGUGCUUAUUCUGUUUGUGGGCAAACAGAGAAUUGCAAGGCGGUAUUUGAUAUGAUGGCUGCAGAAGGUUUGAAACCUAAUAUCGUUUCCUAUAAUGCACUUCUCAGUGCAUAUUCUUCAAAUGGAAUGCAUGUAGAGGCCUUAGCUAUUUUCAAGUCAAUUAAAAGGGAUGGAUUAAGACCAGAUAUUGUCUCAUAUACUUCUCUACUUAAUGCAUAUGGGAGAUCUUCACAGCCUGAAAAAGCUAGGGAGAUCUUUGACACAAUGAAGCGCCAUAAUUGGAAACCAAAUAGGGUUAGCUAUAAUGCACUAAUUGAUGCUUACGGAUCUGUGGGUAUGUUAGCUGAAGCUGUUAAAGUCCUGCACGAAAUGGAAAGAGAUGAGAUCCACCCAGAUAUUGUUUCAAUAAGCACUCUCUUGGCUGCUUGUGGACGUUGUGGUCAAAUUGUCAAAAUUGACUCUAUACUUUCAGCUGCAAAGUCCCGAGGGAUUGUAUUGAAUACAGUUGCAUACAACUCGGCCAUUGGAAGUUAUAUGAGUGUUGGGGAAUAUGACAAGGCUUUGAAGUUGUAUAAGUUGAUGAAAGAAAAUAAUGCAAAGCCAGAUUCUGUAACCUUUAAUAUACUAAUUAGUGGUUCAUGUAAAGUUGGUAAAUUCACAGAAUCUCUGAAGUUGCUGGAUGAGAUGACGGAGUUGCAGAUUCCUCUCUCAAAGGAGGUCUACUCAUCUUUGAUCUGUGUGUACAGUAAACAGGGCCAACUAGUAGAAGCUGAAUCUAUUUUCAAUCGUAUGAGGGAAGCUGGUUGUUUUCCUGAUGUUAUAACAUACACUGCCAUGAUACAUGCCUAUAGCAUAGCAGAGAACUGGAAGAGAGCAUGGGAUCUUUUCCAGGACAUGGCUGGAAGGGGUAUUGAGCCAGACCCUAUUGCAUGUUCAUCCCUUAUGGAAGUUUUGAAUAGAGGGUGCCAACCUGAAAUGGUUAUUCAGUUGGUAGAGUUGAUGAGGGAGAAGCAUAUACCUCUAAAUCCAAGUGCGUCUUACGAGAUUAUAUUCUCUUGCAGCAUGCUCCGUGAUUGGAGAACAGCAAUCCAAGUUAUUGAACAUAUGGAGCCAUCAUUCUCAUCAACGUCACUAGGGAUAUUAAAUCAGCUCCUGCACUUUCUUGGAAAGUGUGGGAAGAUAGAGACUAUGAUGAAGAUUUUUUUCAAGAUCCUGGCUUCAUGCUCAAAUGUCGGUUGUGCUACUUAUUCAAUUCUCUUGAAGAAUCUUUUGGCUGCUGGAAAAUGGAGAAAAUAUAUUGAGGUAUUGCAGUGGAUGGAAGAUGCAGGAAUUCAACCGGCAGCAUAUAUGUACCGCAAUGUUAUUUCUUACGCAUGGAAAGAAAAUAGCAUGGAGUAUGUUGCUCUUAUCCAAGAAAAAAUAAAAAGGUAUGGUGGAUGUAUGGUGGAAGAGCAGAUAGCUACUAUUUAUACCUUAUACGGGAGCAAAGUCUGCUACCUAACCCUCAAUUAUUUUUUGUUUCAAAAAGCAGUUCAAUUAGAACCGAACAGUUCUGUCGGAGAGCUAAUAGAAUAUCUGGCCAAUAACAGAAGAUGUUCCCUAAAAAAACUUCAUAAAUACUAUUCAGUUCUCUCGAACAGGUCCAUGAAUCGGACAUACUAUAAGGUUAGGCGAGAAAAUCAAUAUUUUUUGAGAUUGCUGCCUAUUUCAGUGGACCUACUUAAAUUGAAAUCUCAUGUAGUUCAAGGUAUGUAUGUCUUUCACCUUUUCCUGUUUCAUGAUAGCUGCUAACUCACCCGACAGUUAUGAUUAUGCAGGUUCAUUGAGAGAAAAAAUUCGGUGAAACACUGGUGCCUACGGUUAUGCAGCAGCAAUAUGCAGCAGCGGGAUCGACUACCUAAAAAGAGCACUUCAAAAAUGAGGCAGCUAGAAUUCGCCUUGCCUAAC
Ananas comosus (pineapple) is the source of this 3044-nucleotide messenger RNA. RefSeq names its product pentatricopeptide repeat-containing protein At2g41720. Gene Ontology annotation, molecular function: protein binding. The transcript has 10 exons. Lineage: Eukaryota; Viridiplantae; Streptophyta; Magnoliopsida; Poales; Bromeliaceae. The coding region runs from base 60 to 2888 and encodes 942 amino acids. The record is from RefSeq and is a predicted model, not a curated record.